AUGGUAAAUAAAAAUGGUAAUAGUAUCAAACGUUAUCAGCCACUAUUUCUGAUUAUUUUUGGUGUGUUACUAGCUUAUAUUGUUAAAGAAAAACUCAAAACUGAUAAUCCUCAAAAGUCAACGGAAACUACUCGACUAUUUCAAUUGGAAGAGUUAAAACAAUAUCAAGGACCUGCAAGUGUAGAAUUAUAUCUUGCCAUUUUAGGUCAUGUAUUUAAUGUUUCAAGAGCUCCCAAAUUCUAUGGUGCAGAUGGCAGUUAUCGUCUUUUCGUUGGAAGAGAUGCAUCGCGAAGUUUCAAUACAGGCGAUAUGUCAGAACAAGGAUUAUCAGACGAUUUAACGGGUUUGAACGAUGAAGAUAUUUCUAGUAAAAACAAACGUAAUGAAAAAGAACAACAAGAAUAUCCACCAUGUAAUAAUGAAUUUUCUCAAGCGACAGGAAAACGUGUGUGGUGUACAAACAAAAGUGGUGGAAUCGAAAGAAGUUGGAUUGGAUUUCCACGACGUUUAUUUAGCACAGAAAAGAAAAUUGAACGUUGUGCUUGUAUUUUGGAAACAGAAUUAAAUAAUCCAAAUUUAAAAGAAUACGAUAACUGUCCACCAACAAGUCAUGAAUGUAAACUUUCUACGUGA
Messenger RNA from Didymodactylos carnosus, 633 nucleotides. NCBI's taxonomy places the organism in Eukaryota, Metazoa, Rotifera, Eurotatoria, Philodinida, Philodinidae. The record is from the annotation of a GenBank genome assembly.